CAUUACCGAAUUAGGAGGGAGAGAGGGAAAUAAGAAAGAAGUCUUUCUCUCUCCAAAAUCACAUUUGUUCAUAUUUUACCUUAUCCCCUAUUUCUUCUCCAACCGAAAAACCCAAAAAAAUGACAAAAACAAAUGAACAAGGAAUUCUAGUGUGGAGAAGAAUUCCAGGUUUAGAGAACGAAUCCUCACAACAACAACAACAAUGGAGAGGAGGAAAUUUGAGAGGUGUUGGUGUUGGAUUUGCUUCAGUAUCAAUGAUAGAAAACAACCAGGAGAAAGAUUUCUUUCCAUCAACAGACCAAUUCUUGAAACACCCUUUAGCUUUAUUAGCUUUGGUACCUAAAGAUGCUGCACUCUUUGCAGCCGGUGCCGUUGCUGGUGCUGCCGCUAAAACAUUCACCGCUCCUCUUGAUAGAGUUAAAUUGCUUAUGCAGACACAUGGACUGAGGAUUGGAGAAGGAAGUGCAAAAAAAGCGAUAGGAUUCUUGGAGGCAAUUUCGGUUAUAGGCAAAGAAGAAGGAUUAAAAGGGUAUUGGAAGGGAAACCUUCCUCAGGUCAUACGAGUCAUACCAUAUAGUGCAGCUCAGCUCUUUGCUUAUGAAGCUUACAAGAAACUGUUCAAAGGAGAUGGUGCUGAGCUUUCAAUUCUUGGAAGACUUGCCGCUGGGGCUUGUGCUGGCAUGACUUCUACCCUUGUAACGUAUCCUUUGGAUGUCCUACGGUUAAGGUUAGCAGUUGAGCCCGGUUGUAGAACUAUGUCCCAGGUUGCAUUAAGCAUGUUAAGAGAUGAAGGAGUUGCAUCAUUCUAUAAUGGCCUUGGACCUUCUCUUAUUGGGAUAGCGCCUUACAUUGCAGUGAACUUCUGCAUUUUUGACCUGGUGAAGAAAUCUCUGCCAGAAAAGUACCAAAAGAGGACUGAAACAUCUCUUGCAACAGCUUUGGUGUCUGCAACUCUUGCCACACUUAUGUGUUAUCCCUUGGAUACGGUGAGAAGACAAAUGCAAAUGAGAGGGUCACCAUACAAAACGGUUCUGGAUGCUAUUCCAGGUAUCAUUGAACGCGAUGGUGUUAUCGGCUUGUACAGGGGUUUCCUACCAAAUGCGUUAAAAAAUCUUCCGAAUAGCAGUAUAAGGCUUACGACAUUCGACACUGUUAAAAGUUUGAUUGCAUCCAGUCAAAAAGAGCUUGAAAGAAUUGUAGAAGAGAAUCGGGAAAAACAAAACUAAAACAUCUGUUCACAACAAAACAACAAUUCAUUUCAGAGUAUGUGGGUUUCCUCACUGAUUAGAUUCCUUUACUCCUCUCCUCAAUGAGUACACGCUUUAUGUUGAUGGCCAUGUUGUAUGAUAUUGCCAUGCCAAUUUUGUAAAACCCAAUAUUCGUAGAUCCAUUUUUUUGGUGUUUCUUCUGAUGAGCCGCAUCUUAGUGCUGUAAUUUCAACUAUUGAAUUUUGUAGAAUUCUUUAUGUAAGACCAAGUUUUAAUUGCCUUUAUAAUAGUGCUAUUAUAUCUAUCUUUCCAG
Molecule: messenger RNA, 1521 nt
Organism: Papaver somniferum (opium poppy)
Lineage: Eukaryota; Viridiplantae; Streptophyta; Magnoliopsida; Ranunculales; Papaveraceae
Product: probable envelope ADP,ATP carrier protein, chloroplastic
Exons: 10
Coding region: 120-1226 (368 amino acids)
Biological process (GO): transmembrane transport
Cellular component (GO): thylakoid membrane
Molecular function (GO): ATP transmembrane transporter activity
Source: RefSeq, a predicted model, not a curated record